Messenger RNA from Larimichthys crocea (large yellow croaker), 9513 nucleotides. It is a transcript of the gene lama1, whose product is annotated as laminin, alpha 1. Bases 196 to 9408 code for a protein of 3070 amino acids. The transcript is spliced from 64 exons. Gene Ontology annotation, cellular component: basement membrane. NCBI's taxonomy places the organism in Eukaryota, Metazoa, Chordata, Actinopteri, Sciaenidae. Gene Ontology annotation, biological process: blood vessel morphogenesis; camera-type eye development; regulation of embryonic development. The record is from RefSeq and is a predicted model, not a curated record. Gene Ontology annotation, molecular function: signaling receptor binding; extracellular matrix structural constituent.
GUCACUGUGGCAUGCAAACGAGAGGCUGCAACACAUUCCUCUGUGCAACACAGACCACUGCUCUGAGCUCACUUUACCCCCAGUUAGUCCCAGUUUAGGUCCAGUUAGCCCCAGUUUGGAUCCAGUUAGUCCCAGUUUGGGUCCAGUUAGUCCCAGUUUAGGUCCAGUUAGUCCCAGUUUAGGUCCUAUUCAAAGAUGAAGUUUCUGCUGCCGUUGUUGAUGCUGAUGGAAGGAGCUGCAGCUCAGCAGAGAGGUCUGUUCCCGGCCAUCUUGAAUUUGGCGAGUAAUGCGGUGAUCAGCAGUAAUGCAACCUGUGGAGACCCUGAACCUGAAGUUUACUGUAAACUGGUCGAACAUGUUCCAGGACGACGGAUCAAGAACCCACACUGCCCGAAAUGUGACGCCAACUCCGUCCUGUCCAAAGAACGUCAUCCGAUCACAAACGCCAUUGAUGGGACGAAUCAGUGGUGGCAAAGUCCGAGUAUCAAGAACGGACGACAGUUUCAUUGGAUUACCAUCACACUGGACCUCAAACAGAUUUUUCAGGUUGCCUACAUCAUCAUCAAAGCAGCCAAUUCUCCUCGUCCAGGUAACUGGAUCUUAGAGCGCUCUCUGGACGGCGUGACCUUUGACCCCUGGCAGUUUUAUGCCAUCAGUGACAGCGAGUGUUUGUCUCGUUACAACGUGACGCCGCGACUCGGACCGCCGACCUACAAGAGAGACACAGAGGUCAUCUGUACAUCGUACUACUCCAGACUGAACCCUCUGGAACAUGGAGAGAUCCACACAUCUCUCAUUAAUGGCCGCCCUGGAGCCGAUGAUUUGACCUCUGACCUCUUGAACUUCACGUCGGCUCGUUACAUCAGGCUGAGGCUGCAGCGAAUCAGGACACUGAACGCCGACCUGAUGACGCUGAGUGCCCGUGACCCACGAGACAUUGACCCCAUUGUGACCAGGAGGUAUUAUUACUCCGUCAAAGACAUCUCUGUGGGCGGGAUGUGCAUCUGCUAUGGCCACGCCCAGAGCUGCCCACUGGACCCUGUUACCAAGAAGCUGCAGUGUGUGUGUGAACACAACACCUGUGGAGAGAGCUGUAACGAGUGUUGCCCCGGUUACCACCAGCAGCUAUGGCAACCAGGAACUAUCUCUGAGGGCAACACCUGUGAAAAGUGUAAUUGUCACAACAAAGCCGUUGACUGUUUCUACAAUCAAACCGUCUCUGAACUCUUUUUGAGUUUAAACACUCGCGGCGUUCGUCAGGGGGGCGGAGUCUGUAUCGACUGUCAACAGAACACUGCCGGCAUCAACUGUGAGACCUGCAGACCCGGAUACUACAGACCUGCUGAGGUGUCUCCAUAUUCAGACUCUCCAUGUGCUGAAUGUAACUGUGACCUGAGAGGAUCAGAGUCCGCAGUCUGCAGCACAGACGACUCACAGACAGGUGUGUCUGCAGGUCAGUGUGUGUGUAAACAGGGUUUUACAGGUCAACAGUGUGACCGCUGUGCGUUUGGAUACAGAGAUUUUCCUCACUGUGUUCGAUGUGAUUGUUACCUGUCCGGCAGCAUCAACACAGACCCCUGCAGCCCCUGCAUCUGCAAGGUGAACGUGAUGGGAGCUCACUGUGAUCUGUGUAAACCAGGUUUCUACAACCUACAGGAGAAUAACCCACUCGGUUGCACUGACUGUUUCUGCUUUGGUGUGUCUGACGUCUGCGAGAGCGCCGCCUGGUCCACAGUUCAGGUACUUCAUGCGGACGCUUGGCUCCACCCCUCUCAGCCCACCCACGGCCCCUCUGUUGUCAGUGGCAAUGACCUGCCCACCCCUGGCAACACAUCUUCUGGCCACACCCACCAACAAGUCCUGACAUGGGCAGCGCCCGACAGUUUCCUUGGAAACAAGCUGUCGUCUUACGGAGGUUUCCUGAACUACUCAGUGGUUUACGACAUCCCAUUGGACAAUGAGGACCAUUCUCUCCCUGCCCACUCGGACAUCAUCAUUGAGGGAAACGGCCGGGCUCUUCGUCUCUCACCUCCUCUCCUCCUCUUCCUCUCUCCGUUGGCUGAGCGCUCGGUUGCCAUGGCGAUGGCCUGGCAGCAAUUCCUGGAUGUUCAGACGGGCCUUCACAUUACCCGCGAUGACCUUCUGUCAGUCCUCGCUGAUGUGAUAUCACUGAAGGUCCGAGUUCACCUGAACACCUCUGCCGACGGGCCAAUUCGCCUCAGGUCAGUUUCUCUGGACUUUGCUGACUCUAGCUCAGUUUCUGGCGUUCAGGCAGUUGCCGUGGAGACAUGUGAAUGUCCAUGGGGUUACAGUGGAACUUCCUGUGAGGCGUGUCUCCCAGGCUUCUACAGGGUGGGCGGAGUUUUGUUUGGAGGAAACUGUAUGCAGUGUGAAUGUAACGACCAUGCCAUGGAGUGCGACAUCAAUGGAGUUUGUCUGGGUUGUACCCAUAAUACUACUGGUCCUCACUGUGAUCAGUGUCUUCCUGGUUUCUAUGGUGACGCCACAGAGGGAACAGCAGAGGACUGUAGGACUUGUCCAUGUCCUCUGACGAAGCCGUCCAACAGUUUCAGUCCCACCUGUGUGCUCGAGGCGUCCGGCCAGGUGUCAUGUGACAGGUGUCAGGAGGGAUACACAGGACGUAACUGUGAGAGGUGUGCCAGUGGUUUCUAUGGUAACCCACAGAUAGUGGGCGGGGCCUGUGCCCGCUGUGAGUGUAACGGUAACGUGGACGUCAGAGAGGCGGGCCACUGUGAUACUGUGACAGGGGAGUGUCUGCGCUGCCUCGGCAACACUGCUGGGAGGCACUGUGAGGUCUGUCAGCCUGGUCACUAUGGAGACGCCGUGCACGCCAAGGACUGUCAGGAGUGCGGCUGUGAUGUCAGCGGCUCCCUCUCUAGUGUCUGUGAUGUCACAACAGGUGAAUGUUUGUGCAGACAGAACGUGAUGGGACGCACCUGUGACCGUUGCCAGUCAGGGUUUUUUGGGCUGCAGAAUGGCUGUCAGGCUUGUGGUUGCAGCCAAUUAGGAUCACUCUCUGAGUCAUGUGAUGCCAAGGGGAGGUGCCAGUGUGCAGAGGGCGUGGCUGGACAUAAGUGUGACCACUGUAGCCAUGGUUACUAUGGUUUCCAUGCCAACGGCUGCACAGCAUGCACCUGUGAUCACACAAAAGGAAACUGUGACCCUGAGAGUGGAGAGUGCAUCUGCCCCGCCCACACAGAGGGAGACACCUGCCACAGGUGUGAGACAGGUUACUGGGGUCAUGACCCCACGACUGGCUGCAAGCCAUGCAGCUGCAGUGCAGCAGGAAGCUCCGCCCCUCAGUGUGAUCUGACCAAUGGGCAGUGUCGCUGCAGAGAGGGGUUCUCUGGAAGGUCAUGUGACCAGUGUGCACCUGGUUACUAUGGUUACCCAGAAUGCUCAGCGUGUGCCUGCGACGUGGUGGGAGCAGAUGAAACAUUCUGUAACACAACGCUGGGAGUGUGUGACUGUCUACACACUGGAGAGUGUGUGUGCAAGGCGGGCGUCUCCGGUCGGCGUUGUGAGGAGUGCGUCUCUGGUUGGUUCGGUCUGUCAGCUGAUAAUCCCAAUGGCUGCUCGCAGUGUUUCUGUUCAGGACUCAGCCGAGACUGUGAGGAGCAGGGAGGCCUCUACAGAGUGCCUAUCAGUUUGGCUCGCACUCCUGCUCUGCUGUCAUUGGUCAGUCAGUCUAACCUGCAGGGUGAAGUAUCUGGAGUUUACCAGCAGGGCGGUGACAUGCUGCUCGACACCCGACAGUUCAACAGCAGCAGGCUGACUGGGCCACUCUACUGGAGACUGCCCCCCCACUUUGAAGGCCCGCAGCUGCUGUCGUAUGGUGGCCUGCUGACUUACAUCGUCACCUUUUAUGCUGAGGACGGCUCUGGGUUGUCCAAUCAGGAGCCUCAGGUCCUGAUGAGGGGCGGGACUCUUAGGAAGCUGGUCAUAUACACUGACAUGGUUGCCCCUAGCAACGGCAUUAGGACACAGCAUGACAUCAGGAUGACAGAGCACACGUGGAAGUAUUUUAACUCGGUGUUGGAGAAGUCGGUGAGUCGCGCUGACUUCAUGUCCGUCCUCAGUAACAUCGAGUACGUCAUCAUCAAGGCGUCUUACGGGACAAGACUGCAGCAGAGCAGGAUCUCCAACAUCACCAUGGAGACGGUGUUGGAGGUGGAGCCGGAGUCACAUGACAGGGCAGAGGUUGGAGAGGGCGUGGCCAGGCUGAUUGAGUCCUGUAUCUGCCCACCUGGAUACACCGGACUGUCCUGUCAGGAUUGUGCAGCAGGUUUCUUCCGUCAGCCUGUGUCUGAGUUGUCGUCUCAGAGUAAGAAGUCAUUGUUUGUUCGUCCGUGUGUUCGAUGCCGCUGCAGCGGCCACAGUGAGAGCUGCGACGCAGAGACUGGAGCCUGCCAGGACUGUCAGCAUCACACCAGUGGGCGGAGCUGUGAGCUUUGUGCCACGGGGUAUUAUGGGAAUGCCAGUGGCUCCAUUAGCAACUGCUCGCUGUGUGCCUGCCCCCUGCGGGGCAACAGUUUCAGCCCCACGUGUGUGUCCGAGGGAGCGCAUGGUGAUUUCCGCUGCACCGCCUGUCAGGCGGGGUACGAGGGGAGAUACUGUGAGAGGUGUUCUGUUGGUUACUAUGGUAACCCGUCAACGCCCGGCGGGGUGUGUUCACGGUGCAGUUGCAGUGGGUGGGGCUCUCUGCAGCCGCUCUGUGACCCGCUGAGUGGACAGUGUGAUUGUAAGGCCGGGGUCAAAGGCCGGUCAUGUGACCAUUGUGACGAGAGGCACAUCCUGCAGGGAGAACAGUGUGUGUCUUGUGAUGACGAGUGCAGCGGCAUUCUGUUGGACGACCUGGAGAAAAUACAUGCCCACUUCCUGUCUGUCAACCUGAGCGCUGUUGCCGUGGCACCGUACCGUCAGCUCAUGUUGCUGGAGAACCAGACCAGCGGCAUACAGGUGGGCGUGGCCGCUCUGCACCUGUCCAGAGUGGAAGACGAGCUGAAUCAUGUCACCUCUGACCUCAGCGCUCUGAUGCAGCAGGUCGCACGUCUGUCUAACAACCUGGACAAAGUGGGCGUGUCCACCUCACAGGGAGCACUCCUGCUGGAGAACUUAAGCAGCCUUCAAGACAACAUCCAGGUGCUGCGAAGAGAGGCGGAGCGUCUGAAUCAGACCAAAGAGGACGAGCUCAGUUCAGCCAAUCAGACACGUCUAGUGCAUGAAGUGGCCUCCAUGUUGGAAACCAUCAGAGCCAUCAACCUGACGGCCACCAGUGUUGCAGCCAGUCAGGAGCUGAGUCUGGCAGAGUCUCUCGUCGACUUCCUGCAGAACCACUUCCUGUCCAGCAGGGCGGCAGCUGACAACAAGCUCCGCCCCCUGUCUGCCUCUCUCAGCGUUCACAUGGAAACGCUGCAAUGUGCAUACACACACCUGAAUGACGCCGCACGCCAAAACACACAAACACACACUCUGCUGGACACCAUACACACUCUUCUGCACCGCUACCAGAUGGUCCGUCAUAACCUGAGCACUGAGUGUUUGUUUGAGGGCGGCGUCAUGGAGGACAGUCAGGUGCUGCUGGACGAUGCAGUCAGCCUGACAGAGGACUUAACGAACACUACAACACAGGUGGAGGUGUUCAGCGGGCAGUUGGACCAGUGGCGCCCCCUUCUGAGGAAACAGGUGGAUGCUUUGGUCAUUGGACUGAAGACGACGGACGCUCUGGAGAACGUUUACCGUGCAGAAAACCAUGCCCACCUGCUACAGAGCCACGCCCACUCCCUGUACAGCACCCUGUCAUCGGUGUGUAACACGUCUCAGAACAGCAGCCGAUUGGUUCAGCUUGACAGUGACAUCACAGAACGAGUUGACUCCGCCCAGCAGGCCGCAUCAAUCGCCCAUGCCGCCGCCACACUGUCUCUCAACAUGACUCUCCAAUCAGAGCAGUCGCUCUCAGUGGAGGGCAGAGCCAAACUGAACAUCAGCUCUGCGGUUUUAGAAGAAAGUCGACAAAUCAAUGAGACAGCUGAAGACUUACAGCUAGACAUCUCCAUGGUAACCAGUCGACUGGGAUUGGUCAGGGAGAGUGUCCAUAACUUUAGCCUUCUCCUCCAUCAGCCAAUCAAGGAGCUUCAAAAUCUGUCCAGCGGUUGGUCCACGUCGCUGCAGCAGACUCAGUCUCAGGCUGCAGUGACACACUCCGGCCUGCGGGAGGCACUGCAGCGACUGCACAGCCUCAGACAGCAGCUGCAGGAUUCUUCUUCUGUUGUGGAAAACACCAACAGCACAGCGAGGGAGACCAACCAGCUGGUGACGGUGACACGCUCUGCAGCCAAUGAGGCGCAGCGUAAGCUGGAGGAGGUGGAGCAUCGCACAGACCGUCUCAUGGACCGAAUAAAGCCACUGAGCAUGCUGGGAGAAACACUGAGCAGGAAUCUGUCUGACAUCAGAGAGCUGAUCGAUCAGGCCAGAAGACAGGCAGCCUCGAUUAAGGUGGCGGUGCAGGCGGACAGAGACUGCGUUCGUUCCUACAGACCUCAGAUUCAGUCAAGUAACUUCAACACUCUGAGUCUGACCCUGAAGACGUCAAGUCCAGAGAACCUGCUCUUCUACCUGGGCAGCAACACCACGGUGGACUUCCUGGCAGUACAGAUGCAUGAUGGGAAGGUGUCUCUGGUGUGGAACGUGGGCUCAGGCAGUACCAAACUGGAGUUUCCUGGACUGGACAUCAACAACAACAGAUGGACAAAAAUCAACGUGACACGGUUUGGGGCCCACGGCUCUCUGUCGGUCCAUCAGCUCGAGUUGGAGUCGGCUCCGUUGCCCGCGGUAACAGCGACAUCACCAGGACCAUCCCGAGUUUUAGACAUUGACAGAAACUCUGUGAUCCACAUCGGAGGACUGGGAGCUCACACUCAGAGCCCCACAGUGCUGCGGUCCGCCACCUUCCAGGGCUGUCUGGGCGAAGCAUCACUAAACGAGAGAAGCAUCGGCCUGUGGAACUACAUUAGCAGAGAGGGCGAAUGUGGAGGCUGCUUCAGCAGUCCCCAGGCAGAGGAGACUUCCUUCCACUUUGAUGGAUCUGGAUUCUCAUUGGUUCAGAAGUCGUUGCGAGCGACCUCCACCUCCAUCGUUAUGCUUUUUAAGACUCUGUCACCAGGCGGGUUACUGCUGUACCUGGCCUCGAACAACACUAGAGACUUCCUGUCCAUGGAGCUGGUGGAGGGGCGUGUCCGUCUGACCUUUGACCUUGGCUCAGGUGCUCUGAUCAUGACCUCAAACAGGAAGUACAACACUGGAGUGUGGUACAAGAUCACACUGCAGAGGAGCAAACGUAAAGGUUACCUGUCCAUCAUGGCAGCCGACCAAUCAUCAGACAAAGAGGUGUUGGAGGCAGAGUCUCCUGGAACAGCCUCCGACCUGAACCGGUCUGACCUCGACCCGAUCUACAUCGGAGGUCUUCCUGCAUCAAGACCAAUAAGGCGACAAGUGGUUUCCAGGUCGUAUGUGGGCUGCAUAAAGAAUGUGGAAAUCGCUCGGUCCAACUUUGACCUGCUGAGAGACGCGUUUGGAGUCAGAAAGGGUUGUGUACUCGAGGCGGUGCGGAGUGUGUCCGUGUUGGCCGGCGGGUUUGUUCAGAUUGCUCCUCGACCACUCGCUCAGGAGGCAGAGCUUCUCUUCUCCUUCUCCACCAAGAACCAAUCAGGAGUCCUGUUCGCUGCCUUCAGUGACGACCGAACACAUAGACAGCACUUCCUGUCUGUCCACCUGGUCUCAGGUGCUUUGGAGGCGGAGCUUGGAGAGGUGGGUGGGGCUAGCCGGAUGGUUAAGGUGGUGAAACCUGAUGGAGGAUCCUUCAGUGAUGGAACAAAACACUCUGUGAUUAUCACCAUCAACAGGAAGUCUCUGUCCGUGCAGGUGGAUGAGGAACACUUGAAGUCCGUCUCUCUGUUGCCGGGCGGAUUUUCGCGUUUGUCUCAAGCCUCUUUCUUCAUUGGUGGGCUGCCAUCAGGGGAGGAGUCUCGUCUGCCAAUUAGAUUACGGGAUGUGUCCAGGUGGUUCAGAGGCUGCAUCCAGAACCUGGUGGUGGGAGGAGCGCUCGUUGACCUAUCAGGAGCUGUGAGAUAUGAGGGGGUGGAGCUCGACAGCUGUCUAUUGGAAGAGAGAGUCGGGGGGGCGGUUCUUCCUGAUGAUCCAGAUGUAGAACCAACUCAUGACCCCACCCACUUGCCUGUAGCCCCGCCCACACACCUGAGCGCCAUAACACCUGGAGCACUAAUGUGUGUCCUGGAGGCAGAGCCGACCUUCCUGCCAUCAGCGGCUCAGUUUGGUUUGUCCAAACACAGUCACAUGACCUUCAUCAUCAAUCCCAACACUGUGAGAAGAAGCGUGUCAGUGACGUUGUCGGUUCGAAGCCGAGCUCUCGAUGGGUUGAUCAUCCUCCUCUCCGACUCCAAACAGACGGACUUCAUCGUCCUCAGACUGACAGGAGGCAGACUGAUGAUGUCAGCUGACCUGGGGAAAGGCCCCGCCUCCGUGACCUCGUCUGUCGCCAUUAACGACGGAACGUGGCACAGCGUGAGCGCUGAGGUCAGCCGGCGGUCUCUGUCUGUGUCUGUCAACGGUUCGAGUCCGGACUCUGUUACAAUCAAAGGAAACCAGCUGGACGUUGACAACACACUUUACCUGGGAGGACUGCCGCAUGCACAUGCCACCAGGAGGAUUAAUGUGAGCAGCAGUUUUGCAGGUUGUGUUCACUCCGUCAGUCUGAACGGAGCCGUGUUGGAUCUGUCCAAGCCGACCUCACGGCAUGAUGUCACUUCCUGUUUCACCAAUGAUCAGACAGGAAGUUACUUUAAUGGAAGUGGAUACGCCACCAUGAUGCGUGAUGGUUAUAAGGUCGGCUCGGACGUGUCUGUGUCUCUGGAGUUUCGAACGAGCCAAUCAGAAGGAGUGUUUCUGGGAAUCAGCAGUGCAAAGGUUGACGCCAUUGGACUGGAGAUGAUCGGUGGACAGGUGGUGUUUAAUGUGAAUAAUGGGGCUGGUCGAGUGUCGGUGCGUUCGAUUGGUCCGGUGUUGUGUGAUGGACGGUGGCACCGCCUGCUGGCCAGAAAAACCAAACACACCCUGAUUCUGAGUGUAGAUGGACGGAGUUACACCACACCUAACCCUUACCCACAAUCCACCUCUGCUGAGACCAACAACCCAGUUUACCUGGGAGGAUAUCCAGUUGGGGUAAAGCAGAACUGCCUGUCAAUCAGCUUCAGGUUCAGAGGUUGUCUAAGGAACCUGCAGCUCAUUAAGUCUCACCUGAGCGACACUCUGAACCUGAGCUCGGCCCACUUCCUGCUGGGCGUCACUCCUAACUCGUGUCCUGUUGCCUAGCAAAGCUAAGUUCGGCUCUGAUUGGUCCACAGACAGUUUACAUGACAUCACUGUGACUUAAUUUGUAACUGUGAAUCAUUAAAGAUCAUCUGAAAACUCCUAAAA